GGACUGUGUCGAUGGACAGAACAGCCUGCGCCAGAAUGAAGGCACUCAGGGUUGUCCUCCUGGUCUUGCUGCUAAGUGGACAUUCAGGGAGCAGGAGGACACAAGAAGAAGAUGGUGAUGUGGACUUGGGGCCAGAGAGCUAUGGCUACGAUGAUGACUAUGAAGAGGAAGAAGAGGAGACCAACAUGGUCCCUGGCAGCAGGGACAGAGAAUCCUUACAGUGCUACAUCUGCCAGUCGCUACACAGUGGGGAGAGCUGCAACCAGACACAGAGCUGCUACCACAGCAAGACCUUCUGCACCACACUCAUCUCCCAUGGCAACACUGAUAAAGGUCUCCUGACCACCUACUCCAUGUGGUGUACCGAUACCUGCCAACCCUUCACCAAGACAGUAUCUGGCACCCAGGUGACCAAGAGCUGUUGCCAGUCCACAUUGUGCAAUAUUCCACCCUGGCAGAGCCCUCAAGUCCAGGACUCUCCGGGUGGCCAAGCAAGCAUCCCUAUGGAUGGUGGAGCCAGACAUCCAGAAGGUGGCAGGGUUGGCCACCCCCAGGUUGUCAAGAUUACCUCUCCUCAGAGUGAUGGGGCUAGCUUGCCCAAAGGUGGAAGGGCUAACCGGCCCCAGGGCAGUGGGGCAGGAUGCCCACCAGGCUGGCCCAAAUUUGGUAACACAGCCCUCCUUCUAGGCCUCCUCACUAGCGUAUGGGCAUCGGGGGUCUGAAGACCUACCCUCCUCCUAGCAGGAUACCCUGGC
Phodopus roborovskii (desert hamster) is the source of this 755-nucleotide messenger RNA. RefSeq names its product glycosylphosphatidylinositol anchored high density lipoprotein binding protein 1 (gene Gpihbp1). Gene Ontology annotation, molecular function: acetylcholine receptor inhibitor activity. Bases 12 to 722 code for a protein of 236 amino acids. The transcript has 4 exons. The record is from RefSeq and is a predicted model, not a curated record. Lineage: Eukaryota; Metazoa; Chordata; Mammalia; Rodentia; Cricetidae.